AUGCAAUGUUCAAAAAUCAAACGUUUAAACAUGACAGGCAUAUUAUUAAUCAUAUUAUUUUUGUCUGAAAUAAUUAUCGGUACAAUUACUCAUUCGUUAACAGUAAUAUCCGAUGCAUUUCAUGUUUUUUCGGAUUUAAUGGCUGUGAUUAUUACCACCAUCGCAAUAAAAGGAACAUAUUCUACUAUAACAAAUGUAAAUCAUACAUACGGGCAGAAACGUGCUGAAAUCGUUGGUGCAUUUGCUAAUUGUGUUAUAUUGUUUACCAUAUGUGCAACAAUUAUUUUAGAAUCUAUUCAACGUUUAAUAGAACCGGUGCAGGUCCAAAAUCCAACUUUAAUUUUAAUAAUUAGUUUUUUAAGUUUAUCGAUCAAUAUAAUAGGAGCACUAUUAUUGUACGAUGUACAUCAAAAUUCACAUCAUCAUGAAUACAUCAAAAAUAAAUCAUCAACACAUUUAGAAGAGAUUAUUGACGAACAGACAGGACAAAAUUUUAAUAGUAAUGCAUCCGAUAAUGAAUUUGGAUUGAAAUUAAAACAAUGGGAUAAUUAUAAUACAAAAAUUAUCGAUUUAUUUCAUAUGCAAACAUCUAUCGAUAGCAAUCUACGCGAAACAACUUAUAAUAUAUCCGAUUCAUUUUCAACUCUUAAAUGUCGAAAGAAUAACAAAUAUAAAUGGAAUAUAUCAGACACAAACUUGUUGUUUGGAGAUACGAAUUCCAUUCAUAGUGUAAAGCGAAUACCAUUUCCAUCUAAAGAUCGAUCUAUCGUUAAUUUAUGGAAUAAUUACAAUACAAAUCAUAAUGAAACGUUUCUUCAUGAUCAUAAUCACACAUCAAAGAGUAUGAGAAGUGUUUUUCUCCAUUUUGUUGCUGAUAUUCUGACAUCAUUCUGCGUAAUGAUAAAUGGUAUAUUCAUAAAUUUUAUUUUUAAAGAUAAAAAUUUAUGGUGGCAGCCAUAUAUCGAUUCACUUUUGUCACUCACCAUCGUUUUGAUCAUUGCAUUAAACACACUACCACUCACACAAGAAUGUUUUUAUAUAUUAAUGCAAUAUUCACCGAAAUCUAUAAAUAUUGUUGAAUUAAAACAGACAUUAGCAAAAUUAGAUUCAAUAACGAAUAUUCAUGAAAUACAUAUAUGGCAAAUAGAUGAUUUACGGACAAUAGGUACUGUUCAUUUAAGAUGCAAUGAUAUAUCAAUAGCAGAUAAGAUGAUGAAGGAAGUGAAAGACAUCUUUCACAAAUAUAAUAUUCAUUCAAUAACUGUUCAAAUUGAAUAUGACGAUAAAUAUACGAAUGAAUGUGGUUGUGUUACGGAAAAUUGUAAAAGUUAUCAAUGUUGUACUUAUUGA
Didymodactylos carnosus is the source of this 1350-nucleotide messenger RNA. The record is from the annotation of a GenBank genome assembly. NCBI's taxonomy places the organism in Eukaryota, Metazoa, Rotifera, Eurotatoria, Philodinida, Philodinidae.